This is a messenger RNA of Lecanosticta acicola, 756 nucleotides long. Lineage: Eukaryota; Fungi; Ascomycota; Dothideomycetes; Mycosphaerellales; Mycosphaerellaceae. The record is from the annotation of a GenBank genome assembly.
AUGUCUACCAACAACAACGAAGAUACCCUCAACCAGACCCCAGCACCACCACCACCACCACCACCACCACCACCACCACCACCACCUCAAGCCUACGACACCACCCAACACGCCGCCAACGCAGAGCAGUGCAAGCUGCUCGAAACCCUCCACAGCCGCCUAAGCCACAACCUGACCUCGAUCCCCCUCACAGAAAUCGCAACCCAGGUCCCCGCCAACAUCAGCCUUCUCCACCACAUCUUCACCCAAAUAGACACAAACAAGGCCCUCGAAACCUUCAGCGCCCCCUUCAGCGGGAAACUUUUCCACUACGCACAACAGGCCCUCACGCUCCUGUUCCGUAGCCUACGGGCGCGACUCGGCGUCUGCCUCAAGAACAGAGGCUCCUCGCCUCCGCCUGCGCGGUUGAGGAAGCCGGAGGAUGAGGGCGAUGCCAAGGGGAUGCGGAGGUGGGUGGUUGUGGAGCAGCUCCACUGCGCGUUCACGGUGGCCGAGGAGGGCAAGAAGAAUCUGAAGGCGGCGGAGCUGGCGCUGCAGCAUUGUUUUGUGGGCAAUGCGAUUGUGACAGUCGCAGGGGAGCAAUAUGCGCUGCCGGCGAUUGGGGAGGGCGACGAGGAGUGGAAGAAUGAAGUGGUGGGCUUCGUGGAGUGUACACUCUGUUCGCUGGCGGUGUAUCUGUCGCAUCGGUUCUCGAAACGUCCUGUGAACCUGGGGGGCGUGGAGAUUGGGUGCCGUUGCGCGGUGUGUAAUGGCUGA